GAUAAAUUAUAUUUUGUUUUUGUUAUUACUACUAAUAAAUUAUAUUGUGAUCAAUCAUGUUUCGGAGUCGCAGUUGGUUUGGUGGUGGUCUGUGGAAACCAAAAAAUCCACACUCGCUUGAGCAUCUCAAAUAUCUUUAUAAUGUCUUAUCGAAAAAUCAAACCGUGUCUGAUAACAAUAGAGGUCUACUUGUUGAAACUCUCAGAUGUAUUGCUGAAAUUUUAAUCUGGGGAGAUCAAAAUGAUAGUAGUGUCUUCGACUUUUUUUUAGAAAAAAAUAUGCUAUCAUUUUUUCUUAGGAUAAUGAAACAAAAAUGUGGUAGUUAUGUCUGUGUUCAACUUCUUCAAACGCUCAAUAUAUUAUUUGAAAAUAUAAGAAAUGAAACAUCUCUGUAUUAUUUAUUGAGUAACAAUCAUGUAAAUAGCAUAAUCGUGCACAAAUUUGACUUUAGCGACGAAGAAGUAAUGGCUUACUACAUAAGUUUUUUAAAGACAUUAAGUUUAAAAUUGAAUGCACAUACCAUUCAUUUUUUUUAUAACGAGGUAAACAAGCAUACAAAUGACUUUCCAUUGUACACCGAAGCCAUUAAAUUUUUCAACCACUCUGAGGGGAUGGUAAGAAUAGCUGUGCGUACACUGACAUUAAAUGUGUACCGCGUAGAAGAUGCUUCGAUGCUCGCUUUUAUACGUGACCGCACAGCGGCUCCUUAUUUUAGUAAUUUAGUCUGGUUUAUCGGAAAUCAUAUCAUUGAACUUGAUACAUGUGUUCGAAAUGACGCAGACCAUCAAAGUCAAAAUAGAUUAGCGGAUUUAGUAGCAGAACAUUUAGACCACUUACAUUAUUUAAACGACAUUCUCUGUCUGAAUAUCGAGGACUUGAACGCAGUGUUAUCAGAGCACUUGCUUCAUAAAUUACUAGUUCCUUUGUACGUUUACUCGCUGACUAAAUCAAAAAAUCUAUCAAGCCACUCAACCCAAGAAGAACGAAAACAUGUCAGCGUGGUCGUAUCACUUUUUCUACUGUCUCAAGUAUUUUUAAUCGUCUCGCACGGACCUCUAGUACGUACCCUAGCGUCAGUUAUCCUGAAAUCCGACUCUGUGAUAAUCGAAAACGGAGCAAGUAGAAUGUUAGAAGAGUAUGAUCUCAAGACUGAUAAGUCAAUAGCUUUUGCACCACCCACUGAAAGCUUGGAGAAGUCAUUAGAAAGUUUGAGUGGAAUUUCCGAGGCCCAGAGUCCGACUAUCGAUAUGAUUUCAUCUAAUGAUUCGCCACCAUUGAGUUGUACGAGUGAAGAACUGCCAGAGUCUUCGGAUUCAGAUAUCGUCAAACUCGAUAAUUUAGAUGAUAAAAUAAAGCAUCUUAAUGUUACGGAUGAAGAAAAAGAGAGAUUGGCUCUCGAGAGUCCUGUGUCUUCUAAAAUUCCAGAAGGAUUGUCCAAUGGACCAGCUGUGUCUAGACCGUUUCUUGAUACUAUUCUCAGCUCUUUGCAAUGUACAGAAAAUGACUAUGCGGCGCUUUUUGGACUUUGUUUACUUUACGCUCUUAUAAGUAAUAAGGGUGUUAAUGAUGAAACGCUUGAUUUUUUGUUAAGUCGUCCACAAAAAGAAAUGUCUAAUAGUUGGUAUAAUGAGACACUAGUAGAAAAAUUAAUUAAUGUUAUUUCAAUGAGUUGCCAAAACAACGCCAAAAUACGACUUGUAACGUUGGAGUUGUGUGUUAAAUUAUUAUUGAAAAUCGUUAUGUCUGAUGGACAAAGUUUGUUAUGUGAUGCACAUUUAGCAGCAAUUGAAUCUGCAAGAGAGCAGAGUACUGCGUUGUUAAGAAAUUUUUAUAAAAGUGAAGAUAUCUUUUUGGAUAUGUUUGAAGAUGAAUACGUUGAAGUGCAAAAAAAACCAUUGAACGUUGAAUGGUUGAUGAUGGACAGUAAUAUUUUAUUGCCACCAACUGGUACUCCAAUGACUGGGAUUGAGUUUACGAAGCGACUACCUUGCGGCGAGGUCGAGAGAGCUCGCCGAGCAAUCCGAGUGUUUUUUAUAAUCCGUGAACUGUCAUUGACACUGAAUAAAGAGACAGAGACACAAUUACCACUUACUAACCCGGCGAAUUGUGUCCAGGUUAACAACGUUCUUGACCUAAGUAAAAAUAACAGUGAUUUGAUCGCUUGCACGGUGGUAUGGAAAGACGGACAAAAGAUAAGACGGUUCUUGGUAAUUGAUGUUAUUCAAUUGAUUCUUGUGGAACCUGAUACGAGAAAAUUAGGAUGGGGUGUAGCAAAAUUAGUGGGAUUUCUUCAGGAUAUCGAAGUAGCUGGCGACAAAGAUGAUUCUAGGUGUCUUCAUUUGACUAUUCAUAAACCAAGUAGUAGUUGUACCAACAAGCUACCUCUUCUUUCGGCAAAGUUUAUUUUUGAUGAUCAUAUUCGAUGUAUGGCUGCGAAACAAAGAUUAAGCAAAGGACGCAUCAAAGCACGUCAAAAGAAGAUGAGUCAAAUAGCCCGGCUUUUGGACAUUCCAACAAACCUCCCAAGCUGUUCAACUCCCCCUAAUUACGCUCUUUUUGGUAUUCGUAAUGAACGAAUGGCUGGAAGAGGUCAAAGACCUAAGGAUCAACAACGACCAAUGUUUAUGGUUAACAAAGUGCCAGGAUUUGCUGCGCAAAUGCGCAAAGAGACGCCGAGAGCUCGGCGUGAAGACGCCAGUCCGAGUGGAAGGUCUCAAGACAGUAGUUUGAGGUCCCGCGACAGCUCCCCGAAGAUGCCGAGACCUCGCAGUGAAGAGAUUCCCCUGGAAGAUAUGAGACUACGAAAAUCCUCGCUGACUGUCAACGGGUCCGCUAGUUCCUCUGAUAGGGACGAAAUACCUGUGUUAAAUUUAUCAAUUAAUAGCGAAACAGCUGUGAUGAAUAAACAUUCUGAAGAAACUUCGUUCACUUCACCGCAAAGUCAACAAAUUAAAAAAAGUCGUCGGAAAGGUCAAGUAGAGACUGUGUAAAUGCUUAAAAUUAAUAAAUAAAAUCUAUAAUUUUCAUUUUGAACCGA
Cotesia glomerata is the source of this 3037-nucleotide messenger RNA. RefSeq names its product protein CLEC16A homolog (gene ema). Lineage: Eukaryota; Metazoa; Arthropoda; Insecta; Hymenoptera; Braconidae. The record is from RefSeq and is a predicted model, not a curated record. Gene Ontology annotation, biological process: regulation of autophagosome maturation; endosome to lysosome transport; endosomal transport. Gene Ontology annotation, cellular component: late endosome; endolysosome membrane. The transcript has 13 exons. Bases 57 to 2990 code for a protein of 977 amino acids.